Molecule: messenger RNA, 726 nt
Organism: Salvelinus fontinalis (brook trout)
Lineage: Eukaryota; Metazoa; Chordata; Actinopteri; Salmoniformes; Salmonidae
Product: alpha-2,8-sialyltransferase 8F-like
Exons: 5
Biological process (GO): oligosaccharide metabolic process; N-glycan processing
Molecular function (GO): alpha-N-acetylneuraminate alpha-2,8-sialyltransferase activity
Source: RefSeq, a predicted model, not a curated record
CUUGUCCUCAGAUACUCUGACCUCCAGCGGAACCCUGGACCCCUGGUGGAAGUCAUGUCAGUCUAUGGCCACGCCCAUCUGCUUCUCCACGCCUUCUCUUUUGGUUUUGGGACCUCUCCCUGCUUCAAGGUGUACCACGCCCUCCGUAAGGCCCGCACCCAACAGAAAGUGGUGUUCUUUCACCCAGACUACCUGCUUAAACUGGACAAGUUCUGGCGUCGCCGCGGGCAACGAGCCCCACGGCUCUCUACUGGUAUGAUGCUGGCCAGCACUGCUCUGGAGAUCUGUGAACAGGCAGCCAUGCUGCAUGAGGGCCUUCCAAAGGAGUUCACGGUGUACUGUGUCGAAGGCUUUGGAGAGGUCGACAAAGCCCAUGACCGCACUGGGUCUCCAGUAGGACCUGCCACAAAGCUGGAAUCUGAACGAGUACUUGAGCUUCAGUACGUGGAUGAUUGUGCUUUUGUGACACACCCCAGAAGCUCUACAAGCCACCCUCACAGCAACUGUACAGACAGCUACAACUGGGCUGUCAUUCUGCAGGUGGUUCAUCUGUAUGGCUUCUGGCCCUUCCCUCUGGAUCUAUCCAAAAAUACUUUGCCACAUCAUUACUAUGACAACGUUGGUCCAAGUCACUUCAUGCACGCCAUGCCUGAAGAGUUCCUGCUGUUACUACAACUCCACAGCCAGGGGGCGCUACAGCUACAUGUUGGACCCUGUACACCCUAA